AUGCCGAAGCGAUUCAUUUUACUGCUGAUCAGCGUUCUGCCAGUGAUUUUCUACCAGAUUUGGCAAACAAAGGCAAAAGAAUGCAUCGAUAUGAAUGUGCAUGCAAGAAAAGCUAUCAGCUGCUGCCGUUACGGAACAUUCUGCACUGAGGCAGUGGACGAAAAGUGCAACCAAGAGCUAAGACCUCAGAUGCCGCCGAAUACACCCAACUUUACGGUGUGUUUGCUAGAUUGCACCUACCGGGAGAUGGGAUUUCUCACGGAAAGUAACGAAAUCGACUUACAAAAGUAUGCUGCGUAUCUUUCCCUAUUGGAUAAGAACCAUCGAAUAGUGACCUCUGGUGCUGUUGGGAAUUGUGCGGCAAUUGAGAAGGAUAUCCUGCGAGAUGUGGAAAACAUACCGUCAAAGUGUAGCGCAUUUGCACUACUGUUUCAUGCAUGUGUCAUAAAACUUAUCUCCAUAAACUGUCCAGUUGAGCGGUGGAAAGCUACCGAGAUUUGCAAAGAGGUUAAAGAGGGCAUUUCGAUGUGUAACUCAUAA
Molecule: messenger RNA, 540 nt
Organism: Anopheles marshallii
Lineage: Eukaryota; Metazoa; Arthropoda; Insecta; Diptera; Culicidae
Exons: 3
Coding region: 1-540 (179 amino acids)
Molecular function (GO): odorant binding
Source: RefSeq, a predicted model, not a curated record